GAUAGCCCUGCGUCAUCAGCCCGGCCGCCAUUUUGUGAGUCUAUAUGAGGCGGUCGCCUAGUUGCAUACGGUUAUUACGGCGGCGCCUCCUCUACGAGUGGGGUGGUUGUUUAGUGUGCCAUGGAAGGCAUUGUUCAAGAUAUAACAGUUGGUACAAAGCGGGGAUCUGACGAACUUUUCUCUUGUGUUACUAACGGACCCUUUAUCAUGAGCAACGCUGCAGCAGGUGAAAACAUUUAUGGGUCUAAUGGUAAUGACAGCAAAAAAUUCAAGGGAGAUAGCAGAAGUGUAGCAGUUGGCUCUAGAGUGAUCCAUGUUCGUAAGCUUCCAGGAGAUGUAACAGAGGCAGAAGUGAUAUCUCUUGGGCUGCCAUUUGGAAAAGUUACCAACCUUCUGAUGUUGAAAGGCAAAAACCAGGCCUUCCUUGAAAUGAACACAGAGGAAGCUGCUAACACCAUAAUUAACUAUUACUCCAAUGUUGCACCAGUUCUUCGAGGCCAGCCCAUUUACAUCCAGUACUCCAAUCACAAAGAACUGAAGACUGACAACUCUCCUAACCAAGCUAGAGCUCAAGCAGCACUGCAGGCAGUGAAUUCUGUGGUAUCUGGCACCCCUGUUCUAUCUGCUUCUGCUGCUGUAGUGGAUGCUAGCAUCGCCAUGUCAGGACAGAGCCCUGUUCUAAGGAUUAUUGUAGAAAAUCUUUUCUACCCUGUCACACUUGAUGUUCUCCAGCAGAUCUUCUCAAAAUUUGGAACAGUGCUGAAAAUAAUCACUUUUACAAAGAACAAUCAGUUUCAGGCACUUCUGCAGUAUGGUGAUCCAAUGAGUGCCCAGCAUGCUAAACUGUCUCUAGAUGGACAAAACAUUUAUAAUGCCUGUUGUACCCUUCGCAUUGACUUCUCAAAACUAACCAGCCUUAAUGUAAAGUACAAUAAUGACAAGAGUCGAGAUUACACCCGACCUGACCUGCCAUCUGGAGAUGGACAACCUACUCUGGAUCAGACAAUUGCAGCCUUUGGUGCUCCAGGGCUGAUUUCAACCAAUCCUUAUGCUGGUGCUGGAUUUCCUCCAGCUUUUGCAAUUCCUCAAGGUGUCCAUGGAACGCUAACUCCUAUGGCUCUGCCAUCAGCAGCAGCUGCUGCAGCAGCCGCGGCAGGCAGACUUGGUUUUCCUGGAUUUGGCAUCCCUGGAAACUCUGUCCUGCUAGUUAGCAACUUAAAUCCAGAGAGAGUUACACCCCAAUGCCUCUUUAUUCUUUUCGGAGUGUAUGGUGAUGUGCACAGAGUGAAGAUACUCUUUAACAAGAAAGAAAAUGCUCUUAUACAGAUGGCAGAUGGGAACCAAGCUCAACUUGCAAUGAGUCAUCUGAAUGGCCAGCGGCUCCAUGGAAAGCCUCUCCGUACAACUGUAUCCAAGCACCAGACAGUUCAGCUACCACGAGAAGGACAGGAAGACCAGGGCUUGACAAAAGACUACAGUACUUCUCCCCUUCACCGCUUUAAGAAGCCAGGCUCUAAAAACUUCCAAAAUAUCUUCCCUCCAUCAGCAACACUGCAUCUCUCAAACAUUCCGCCAUCUGUAUCGGAAGAGGAUCUAAAGAUGCUGUUUUCAAAUAAUGGGUACACAGUGAAAGGAUUCAAAUUCUUCCAGAAAGACCGGAAAAUGGCUCUCAUCCAAAUGGGUUCUGUUGAAGAGGCCAUAGAAUCGUUGAUUGAAUUGCACAACCAUGAUAUGGGAGAGAACCAUCACCUCAGAGUGUCCUUUUCCAAAUCCACAAUUUAAGGUUCAUGGCAGAGGAGAAAAGACGGACUCUUAAAGCCCAAGGAGAGUGAGAUCUGAUAUCAGAAACCAUUCCCAAGGGUUCACUUCCAUCAUUCCAGAUAAAAGCCACUUUAUGGAUGAGAAAUGCAACUAAAAGUGUCCUUGAAUAUCGGAUUUAUUUUACACAUUUUUUUUUUUUUUUUUUUUAAUUCACACAACUGUUUUUAGAUGGUGACAUGGGGCAAUAAGGAUUUGUCCCAAGUAUGUCUAAGCCCAAUACAGGAGACUUUAUAUAAAGCAAGUCUAUUUAAGGACCAAAUUUUUCCAUUCCCCUUGCAAUACUUUUGUGUAGUGUAGGUUUUCAGGUCUGCUAUAAAUUUACUAUGCAGCUUAUACCAUAUACCAAACUAUUGUAGGAAGAGCUUUUAUAUUCCAUCUUGAGCUAGUAGAGCCUUAAUUUGGCAUAAUGCUUCAGGCAUUCAAGGUGUUGCUGGGAAAAGACUGAUCUAUCCCUGGCGUAUUGAGUGUGUAACUCAAAACAUGCAGGUGUAUAAUGUAACGGAUUUACACUUUACCUUUUGUCUUAACUAAAUGAAGCUUUGCUUCUUUCUCCUGUAGAAGGCAUCUACUUUCUUCACAAUAUUGACCAAAUAUACUCAUUGUUCCAAGGUGGUAUUUCAUUUGAUAGAAUACGCAAGUGUAACUCCUGACAGCUUGUGGAUACUAUGGGAAUUUGAUUCCAGUGCCGUUUUGUUAUGCAAUUUGAUAUAUUUAUGGGACUUGACAUGGUAUGUUGUGUCUGAGAGGAUGAAGAAAAUAUAAAUUGACUUAGAAUGACACUGACUCUGAAGGUUCUGAAAUUUAGAAUUUUUUUCUUUUUUUAAUUUUUUUUAGCGAUUAUUGCAAUGCUUAUUUGAUCCAACUUUGCUUUUCCUAUGGGCACCACCAAGCCUUCAGUCUUGCCUAAAUAUGCCUUAAUAAAUCACCCUACUUGGGUGUAUAAUUUGGGACCAAAUCACUUCAAAGAAAUUAACAGUCCAGUUGUCAUUCCAUUAGGUGGGUCUCAAUCACUGACCAUAUAUGCACAUUGUUUGGCACUUAAUGUUGGGGCAUCCCAGCUUCACCUGAGCAAGUGACAAACCCGUAAAUAUUUAUAAAUGGUAUGGGCUCGGUUGGCUUUCAGUAAAGAAUGCAAACUAAUCUGCUGGAUUCUGAACUGGAACAUGUUGAAGAAAAUUUCCUCCAUGUCACUUUCUGGCAAUCUUACUUUGCCUUGUUAAUUUUGUUACCUCAGUGGUAUGAAAUUUACACAAUGGCUCAAAUUCUGGACAAGCCUUAACGCUCCAGUCCAAUGUGUUAAGUGCCUUAAUGCAACAUUCAAAAGUAUGUAUUGCUAGAUUUCAUUUAGUUGCCACCCCAACCCCAAAGUUUCAUGACUAGAUCUCUGUAAAGGAUUUCUCCAGAGAUGCAUUUUGUUUUUCAACUCCAGUCUUGCUGUACAUUGGUCAAGUUUUACAUAACUGCUAGAGCAGUAUUGGUAAAAACUUUGGCAGUCUCUUUAAAAUGUACCGAGGCUUCAAUCAGAGACCCUGGUUUCAUUGAUAAGCAAGGAUGCGGAUGUGCCUCUCUAUACUGUGCAUUUCACUCUGUAUACAAAAUUGUGUAAAUAAAUGUAGCUUUUAUAUACCUGUUCAAUUACAAAGCUGAAACAGUAUAUUUUGUGGUAAACUGUAUAUUUUGAUAACCUUUCCAAGAUCCAGUAUUGCAGGAUGCAGGUAUGACCAACAGCUAAAGAAAGCCAUUACCUCUAAUCAAAUAUUUGUAUGAAAGACAUUAAAACUAUUUUAUAAAAAACCUUUAUACUUUCUGUAGAUGUUUGUUCAAUCAGACUGUAGCAAUCAGCCACUAUGUAUUUGGGCUUAUAAAUAAAAUUCUUUUUCUUUUUUUCCUA
Molecule: messenger RNA, 3712 nt
Organism: Xenopus laevis (African clawed frog)
Lineage: Eukaryota; Metazoa; Chordata; Amphibia; Anura; Pipidae
Gene: ptbp1.S
Product: polypyrimidine tract binding protein 1 S homeolog
Exons: 15
Coding region: 121-1782 (553 amino acids)
Biological process (GO): mRNA processing; negative regulation of gene expression; negative regulation of mRNA metabolic process
Cellular component (GO): nucleus
Molecular function (GO): nucleic acid binding; RNA binding
Source: RefSeq, a predicted model, not a curated record